This is a messenger RNA of Danio rerio (zebrafish), 756 nucleotides long. RefSeq names its product RAS p21 protein activator 4 (gene rasa4). The record is from RefSeq and is marked provisional. NCBI's taxonomy places the organism in Eukaryota, Metazoa, Chordata, Actinopteri, Cypriniformes, Danionidae. Gene Ontology annotation, biological process: negative regulation of Ras protein signal transduction; intracellular signal transduction; cellular response to calcium ion. Gene Ontology annotation, molecular function: GTPase activator activity; phospholipid binding.
GAUCUUGAACUUCAGACACGAAUGAGCCUCCAGUGCGGCACUAUGGAGAAAGAGGGUUUUCUCUUCCUGCACAGGACCAAGGACAAGUGUAUGCCAAUGACUUCUCCCUUUAAGAAGUACUAUGUGACGCUCAGUAAGGACACGCUGUCUUAUUCCAGGACUCUGCACUCUAAGAAGAGCUCAUCUAUUUCCCUGCCAAAGAUCCGUGCGGUAGAGAAGGUGGAGGAGAAGUGUUUCGGCAGUGCCAACGUCAUGCAGAUCAUCUCCAGUGAAGACUCAGGCCAGCAGGAGACCCUAUACCUCGACUGCAAAAGUGUAAAUGAGUUGAAUCACUGGCUGUCGGCUCUCAGAAAAGCCUGCAGUCACAACACAAACACUAUGAGCUGCUUUCAUCCCGGCAUCUACAAAGCAGACAGAUGGAGCUGCUGCCAUCAGAAGGAGAAAUCAGACCCCGGCUGUGAUAAAACCCGACAUGGAGUGACUCUGCAGGAAUGGUACGACCCACUGGACCCAGAUCUGGAGGCUCAGCUCAUCUAUCAGCAUCUCAGCAGCGUCCAGCAUGCCAUGCGAGAUAAGUAUUAUAAGUUGCGAGAGCAGCAAGGAAUUCAGGAGGCAGAUUCAGGAAGAGACCAGAAGAAAUCUGACGGAGUUUCACAACUCUUCGACAUUCUCCAAGACCUUCACGAAGCUCAUACUGCGGUGGAGGAAGAGGAAAGAUCGAAGAAUAAAAACGUUUUUCUGGAACUACAAACGUAA